AUUAGCUAGAGACAUAAAUAUACUUUCCGGCGCAAGAAAGCAUUUUCCAUCAGAAACUCAAAAGAUAGAGGAAGGCAAGAAAAGAAAAGCAAAUAGGGAGGGAAAAGUGCAGAGAAUGAAGGUGUACAUACCGCAAAUUCCGUGCUUCCAGGCUUGCACUCCAAUCCUCCACGUGGAAUCGUUGUGCAAAAGUAAUAGACUUGCUUGAAGCCAUCUCUCUCUCUCUCUCUCUCUCUCUCUCUCUCUCAUGCCCAUCUGUACUUGAUGCCUAUACACGACUUGCCAUGCAUGCUUACUGCUCACGGGGGCGGCACUGCUACCUAAUAACCAUAUUCUUGCCCUCCACUUUCAUCGAUCUCCCUACAUAAUAAAAACCCCACAACUCCUCCCAACUGCCUUGCUUCUUCUUCUUCUUCUUCUUCCCAUGAUGGCUGCCUGUGAAAAAGUUUUGGGAUCAAACGAUCACAUGCAUACAUUAAUCAAAGGCAAGCGCACCAGGCGGCAAAGGCCGCCAUCAUCUCCCAUGCUAUCCACUGCUUCUAGUUCAUCUAGCACCGAAGAAGGCGACGGCAGCACCGAUAGUGGUGGAGACAAUUCCGGUGGAUACCGCGUCGUCGCAACCUUAUCUUCAACCACCUCGGCGAAACUCACCGAAGGGAGCAGCAUGGGAGAAGAAGAGGACAUGGCCAACUGCUUGAUUCUCCUCGCUCGGGGCAACCGAACCCAAAAAACAUCCAAACAACCUGUGGUCGUAGCAGCCGCUGCCACUGCCGCUGCCACCACCAACGCGGCCAGGCUUCGCAGUUACGAGUGCCACACGUGUAACAAGUGCUUCCCUUCGUUCCAGGCGCUCGGCGGGCACCGGGCCAGCCACCGAAAACCUAAGGCCGUUGCCGAGGACACCAAAACUUCGCUGUUUAGGAACAAGGGAGGAGAUGAAUCCAAGAGCUAUACCACAGCCCUUUCGUUGCAAAUUGGAAAUAGGAAUUCGUGCAGCAAUAUUCAUAAUAAUAAAACUAGGGUUAAGGUUCAUGAGUGCUGGCACUGUGGCGCUGGAUUUUCUUCGGGUCAAGCCUUGGGGGGUCACAUGAGGCGCCACAGAACGCUUGUGGAAGCAACAGAGGCCAAGAAACCAAGAAAUCUUCUGUGUUUGGAUCUUAAUCUUCCAGCGCCGGAAGAUGAUCGCCGGGAAUCCAAAUUCCCGUUCGCGCCCAAAGAUCCAAACCUGGUCUUCACGGCGUCAUCAUUGGUUGAUUGCCAUUACUGAACUGCAGCUUCAGCUUAAUUAGUUCUUAUUGAUUCAUUAAUUCAUUAAUUCCGUGGACUCAUGGGAGGCACGCACAUACCCAUAUGAUUUAUUAACCUCGGGCAUUAAUUUGGCUCCCAAUUUUAGAUUUUUAAGAAUUUGGAUGAAUUAAAAUUGAUUA
Molecule: messenger RNA, 1427 nt
Organism: Malania oleifera
Lineage: Eukaryota; Viridiplantae; Streptophyta; Magnoliopsida; Santalales; Ximeniaceae
Product: zinc finger protein ZAT5-like
Exons: 1
Coding region: 425-1267 (280 amino acids)
Source: RefSeq, a predicted model, not a curated record